Messenger RNA from Girardinichthys multiradiatus, 2919 nucleotides. It is a transcript of the gene grhl2b, whose product is annotated as grainyhead-like transcription factor 2b. Gene Ontology annotation, cellular component: nucleus. Gene Ontology annotation, biological process: regulation of transcription by RNA polymerase II; neural tube development; brain development. NCBI's taxonomy places the organism in Eukaryota, Metazoa, Chordata, Actinopteri, Cyprinodontiformes, Goodeidae. The coding region runs from base 395 to 2221 and encodes 608 amino acids. Gene Ontology annotation, molecular function: DNA-binding transcription activator activity, RNA polymerase II-specific; RNA polymerase II cis-regulatory region sequence-specific DNA binding. The record is from RefSeq and is a predicted model, not a curated record. The transcript has 16 exons.
UUCUGCUCAGCAUUAGCCAAUCAGGAGCUGACUAUGGUCGUUCCUUUUAAUUCUUCUCAGUGAAAGAAUUUCGUCUAAAGCGGACAUAAAAAGGCAAAUAUUAGAGCGUAUGGCAGCAGGAUGUUUGUCGAUGUUUGUCCUAAACUGCAUGCAAACUGAAGAAGAGACAGAGCAAAGCUGUCGGUUCAUGUGGGAAGGGCUUUUUUUACCUGCCAGGUAGAAGAGGACAGGAGCGGGGAGGGCAGAGACCGUCCCGGAGAGGGGCAGGGAGAAAAGACGCGGGGCGAGAAAAGUCGACUUACCUGUAGCCCAACCUCUGGUAAACUCACUCUGCUACCUGCUCCGACUUGAAAGUCCAGUUUCACAAGGAAGAACCGUAGAGGAAGCAAAAAAUAUGUCACAGGAGACAGACAAUAAGCGUUUGGUGGUGGUUGUUCCUAACGAGAGCUCCUUCCCUGCCGUGCGGCGUGCUUACACCAGCGAGGAUGAGGCGUGGAGGUCGUACCUGGAGAACCCACUGACAGCCGCCACCAAGGCCAUGAUGAGCAUCAACGGGGACGAGGACAGCGCCAAUGCCCUGGGGCUGCUGUACGACUACUACAAGGUGCCAAAAGAAAAGAGAGUUUCGGCAAUUCCUAAAGUUGCUGAAAUUCCAGAAGACCUGGAGAAAAGGCCACUGUUGCCAAACAACCCCACCAGCCAAAAUGAGAUGGAAACAGUGGACAACCAUGUCCAGGUCCUGAAAUCUGUCCCAGUCAAUCUUUCUCUCAGCACCGAUCACCAGGAGCCCAAACGGGAGCAGCUGUGCAACUCAACGGGGGAGGCCCCAGCGGACGGAGCCCCCCCAGCCAUGACCAUAGUCAAAGCUGAAGUGUACGCCCCCGUCUUCAUGGCGGGACACGGGCACCACUACAGGGUGGAUGGAGAGGAGCGGGUGGUCUACGACCAGAGCCCGUACGAGGUGACCACUGUCAGCCACAGCUCAUACGUAAAAGAGAACCAGCAGAGUCCGCCUGACAGUCCAUAUGAGGAGGAGACAGACGGGAAGUACCACUCACCUUCCUCUCUCGCUACAGACGACUUCUUAUUUCAUCAGGAGGGAGUUGGCAGCUUUCAGUAUACGUUGGAUGCCACGCGCUCGCUGCGUCAGAAGCAGGCCGAGGGACCCAUGACUUACCUCAAUAAAGGCCAGUUUUACGCCGUGACGCUCAGCGAGCUCAGCGCAAACAAGCGCCUCCGUCACCCCAUCAGCAAAGUCCGGAGUGUAAUCAUGGUGGUGUUCAGCGAGGACAAGAACCGAGACGAGCAGCUUAAAUACUGGAAGUACUGGCACUCACGUCAGCACACGGCCAAACAGCGAGUCCUGGACAUCGCUGAUUACAAGGAGAGCUUCAACACAAUCAGGAAUAUCGAAGAAAUCGCCUACAAUGCCAUCUCCUUCACCUGGGACGUGAACGAAGAGGCCAAGAUCUUCAUCACCGUCAACUGUCUGAGCACAGACUUCUCCUCUCAGAAGGGGGUGAAGGGUCUUCCUCUCAUGAUCCAGAUUGACACGUACAGCUACAACAACCGCAGCAACAAGCCACUCCACAGGGCCUACUCGCAGAUCAAGGUCUUCUGUGACAAGGGAGCUGAGAGAAAAAUAAGGGAUGAAGAGAGGAAAUUACUGCGCAAGAAGUCAAAAGGUAAAGACGGAGGUGUCGGGGUGAUAACCAUUUCCAAAAAGUCAGACGUCACUUACUUCAAGACCAUAACCGACUUGGAGGCCCAGCCGGUCCUUUUCAUCCCUGACGUUCACUUUGGCAACCUGCAGAGGGCCGGACAGGUGUUUACCUUCAACACGGAAGAGAUUGACAGAGAAGGGAGCGUGCUGGUGAAGAGGAUGUUCAGGCCGUCUGAUGAAGACCUGUGCCCGUCACCACACAAACAGAUCCGGGAGGAAACAAACAAAAGAGUGCUGCUGUACGUCAGGAAGGAGACAGAUGAAGUGUUUGAUGCUCUGAUGCUGAAGUCUCCAACCCUCAGAGGACUGAUGGACGCUAUAUCAGAGAAGUACGGCGUGCCCACAGAGAGGAUAGCCAAAGUGUACAAGAAAAGUAAAAAAGGAAUCCUGGUGAACAUGGACGACAACAUCAUCGAGCACUACUCCAACGAAGACACUUUCAUCCUGAACAUCGAGAACUGCGCAGAUACCUGCAAGAUCAUUCUGACGGAGAUCUGACAGUUUGCCCUCAGAUCUCUGAGACUGCAGGAUAAACUGCGACCUUUGAUAAGUUGAUGGACUUUACUUCAUUGGAUGAAUUCACCUCUGAAGUUGCCGUUAACACCCCUGAUCCCUUUACUACACUUACCUCUGUGAAGCAAUUCAUCUUUCCUAUGCAGAAUGACCAAAAAAAAGGACAUUCUUGUGAACUGAAAGGUUGGACGGCAUACCCACAUACUUCUGUUUUACUGAAUAUUUUUACUGUAUAAACUCUUUGUAAAAAAUAAUUAUGUACAGAUGUGUGUUUUUGAAGUAGCUACAUAAAGACAUCUGAUGUGCUGUAUGUAGCUGCAGCUUUACUAAGUUGAUUCCAAGUAUAACUUAGCAGCUUAUUUGCAUGCCAAAUUUUGUUUUUGCUAUUGUUAGACGUGUCAUUAUUUAUUAAUUUUGUUUCGUUUUUCAUUACCACUUGAUCCAAGAAUUUUCAAGUAGAUUUAAAAGGAUUCUUUUCUCAAAAUCAUCAUACUUAAUGAGUUUUAAAAUUGCUUAAUGCCCUUAUCUUUCAGCCAUGUGGUAAUAACAAACUUUUUUUAGUAUGGUCUUCAUAAAAAAAUACUAAUUAAAUAUUUAAUUUGUGUAAAUGAAGCCCAGUUGUAACUUAAAUGUCAAGUACUCAGAUGUUUUGAAAAUAUAAUAAAAAAAAAGAUAAAAAAUAA